Penicillium taxi is the source of this 447-nucleotide messenger RNA. RefSeq names its product serine palmitoyltransferase small subunit family protein. The transcript has a single exon. The coding region runs from base 1 to 447 and encodes 148 amino acids. Lineage: Eukaryota; Fungi; Ascomycota; Eurotiomycetes; Eurotiales; Aspergillaceae. The record is from RefSeq and is a predicted model, not a curated record.
AUGGCACCUGAGCUACAGUCCUUCUAUGGAUCUUCUAUGACCUCGCAUAUGUCUCACUCAUCAGCAGCGGUGGACGAAUUUAUCAGCAAAUGCCCUUCUAUGAACGCAAAUGCACAGAAGGCAUUGCGGAACCAUCGGAAUCCAUUCCAGCGCAUCGUCGACCGCGUCCGACUCGAAUACUACCGCUACGAGGUCACUUUUGGUCUGUACGUUCUGACCCCGAAUGAGAAAUGGGUGGCCAAUACUUUCGUGAUUGUUGUUCUGGGUCUUUUGCUCUGGGGAAUGCUCUAUUUCCCAGCAUUGCUCUUCGACAAGCUCGGCAACUUCGCCUGGGUGUUGACAGGCCAAACCCAUACCAGUGAGCAAGUGGAAGCUGUCAUGGGUGUCAUCGACAUGCAUGGAAGUGUUAUAUCACCCAUCUCCAUGGCCCAGAAUAUGACGUCGUGA